AUGGAAGAGGGAUAUGAGAUUAGGGAAGAGAAGGAGAUGUUUGAUUGGCUUGAAGGGAAUUUACUUAAAGUCUUGGGUGAAAGAUCAGUUGAUGAGGGUUUAAAAUUUACAUAUUUGAUGGGUUCAGUUGAAUCUUUCUCCAGAAUCAAGUCAUGUCCUUUGUAUUCUGCAUAUGUUCUUUUUGAUCUGGUGGAUCAAUUUCAGUCGGUGGUGUAUUAUGAGAAAUCUCUGAGGCACGCCAAAAAAGCUCUGGAUUUUCUUGGCUCGCUGAUCAGGAUACCGGAGAACACGGCUUCGUUACCUGAAUUGCUACUUCAUCAGAAGUUUCUUGGGUUCAAGAUUGCAAAUUUAGAAGACAGAAUUGCUGCAGGUCUUGUUCCAGAGAUGCCCGUUGGUCCUCCUCCUCUCAACAGAUGUCGUAUUGGGCAGGUUCAGGAUACGGAGGAUGAUGCGAGAAUGAGGUUGUCUUGGUUACGUUUGGAUGAUGGAUCCAGAAGGGGCUUUAUGAAGGUUAGAAUCGCUGAUUUCAAGACCUAUGUGGAGGCCAAAACUGAUGGAGGAGACGAUUUGGAGAAGGUUCUUGGAUAUCUUAAGAAGAAAGAAAAGUGGGUAGCAUGGAUUUGUCGAACUUGUGAAACGAGGUUCUCUACUCGUGAUGAAUGCAAGCAUCAUAUUGAACAAGAGCAUUCUUCAGGAUCUUCAAGAAAGCAUAGGCCCCAGAGGGAUCAUGCCUGGGCAAACAAGAUACGGUUUGGAAGUUGGGAACCUGUUGAUGCGGUAGCUGCAGUUCAAAUGAUCCGCAAUCGAUUUGCAGAUGUGAAAGCGUUUGCAUAUCAGGAUGGAUGGUGCAAAGACUGGCCUUUAGCUACGGAUGUCGAGCGCAGUGCUCUACUCCAAGGAAUCCGAUCACUACUUGUAACCUUCAUUGAACACAAGGUACUUGUGUCAGAUUGCUUUCGAGAGAGGGUGAUACAUUCCUUGGUUAAAGAACUUGACGUUUCCAGAGAGAAACUAAGUGACUGUCGCCUACUGGAAACACCUCAGAGCAUCUGUUUUCUGGCGAGUAAUGAACUCAACAUGAUCCUUGUCUUUCUACGAAAGAUCAAGUGUAAUAGGGAUGAUGAUGGUACCAAGGUUGUUUGCAGAGCAGUGGACACUCUGUGGCAGAGUACUAGGUUUAAAGAAAGAAUCGACGUUGACCCUCAUUUGUCAUUUCUACUUCUGGAUAAGAGACUGCUAAGAGGCCAGGUUAAACAUUUUGACGAUGAAGGGAAAGUAAAUUUCAUUGAACCCAAUGCUCACUGCGCCAGAGUAAGGGUUCCUCCCCGUGAGCAGGGCCAUGGCAUGUUGACUUGGUUACAAGACCGAUUUCCGGGUGUUGAUGGUUUUGCUUUUCCCAAAUCGGUCUUUACGCACAACUCUGAUAUUUGGGUGGCUGUUAUGAGAGGAUUCAACUUCAACGGUAGGACUUUGGAGAGCAAACAUGCAAAGAGAUUGGCGUUAGUUGGAUAUUACGAAGCACUUACCACAGCAAGGCAACUGUGUCAAACUGAGAGCGAUAUGAAGCCUAACGGAGUGAAACAAUUUGGAGCUCUUCUUCUAAGCGAGCAAUGUAAAAAGAAUGCCACUAAGGAGUCAUUCAUCCGUGCUGUACAAGAUGUUAUGAAAGGAUCAGCGUUCCAGGCAUUGGAGGAUUGUCCAGAUUUAGAGUAUGUUCGCAAAGCCAAUGCUGAACUCAUGAGCAAGAUCGAGUCUUUGCAAUUAAACGUGAUGGAAAAGGUGGCUUUGAUCGAUUGCAGCAUCUUUCUCGUUGAGGAUUCCACUAAGAAGCUGCUGGAAUGUCUCACUGAUUUAGCUUUCUUUGAUUACCGUUCCUACAUUUCUACUCCACUCAAGAAGUAUUUGGUUGAUUCUCUACUUGGUAGAGAAUAA
Camelina sativa (false flax) is the source of this 1932-nucleotide messenger RNA. RefSeq names its product ubiquitin carboxyl-terminal hydrolase-like protein, putative (DUF627 and DUF629). The record is from RefSeq and is a predicted model, not a curated record. Lineage: Eukaryota; Viridiplantae; Streptophyta; Magnoliopsida; Brassicales; Brassicaceae.